Gossypium arboreum is the source of this 2901-nucleotide messenger RNA. Its product is annotated as protein VAC14 homolog. The transcript has 20 exons. Gene Ontology annotation, biological process: positive regulation of kinase activity; phosphatidylinositol biosynthetic process. NCBI's taxonomy places the organism in Eukaryota, Viridiplantae, Streptophyta, Magnoliopsida, Malvales, Malvaceae. The record is from RefSeq and is a predicted model, not a curated record. Bases 349 to 2517 code for a protein of 722 amino acids. Gene Ontology annotation, cellular component: endosome membrane; PAS complex.
AAUUUGGUCAUUUGACUUUAGCCCAACGCUCUUUAUCGUUUUCUCCAAGCAUUUUUAUUGCACUCACAACACAAAAACAUCACUAUCCAAAUCCCGGAAAAAUUUCUGUUUUUUUCUUCCAAAUUUUCACUUUAAUAGUACAGAAGAAAGAAAAUAAAAAAUCCUAUCUCCUUUUCUUUUGUAUGAAUAUUAAAUUAAAGAAAUUUUAAUUCGUUUCUACUCAGUUUUUACAAGAUCUAACUUGAAAAGAUGAUGAAACAAAUUUGAUUUAAUCGAGUAAAUAUCUUUAGUUUGUGCUUUUCUUCUUCUUCCCUUUUUUGUUUUUAAACUUUAAAAGAAUAAUCUAGUAUGGCCGACGCGCUCUUCGUUAUUCCCGCCUCCGUUCUGCGUAAUCUAUCCGACAAGCUGUAUGAGAAGCGGAAGAAUGCGGCCCUUGAGUUUGAAGGAAUUGUGAAACAGCUAGCGUCGUCCGGAGAUCACGAGAAGAUAUCGCUCGUGAUCAACUUGUUGACCACGGAAUUUGUUUACUCACCACAAGCCAAUCACCGUAAGGGAGGAUUGAUAGGUUUAGCUGCUGCCACUGUGGGGUUGACUUCCGAAGCUGCCCAACAUCUUGAGCAAAUUGUGCCACCAGUACUUAAUUCUUUCUCUGACCAAGAUAGCAGAGUUCGCUAUUAUGCAUGUGAAGCUCUAUAUAACAUUGCAAAGAUUGUUCGAGGAGAUUUUAUCAUAUUCUUUAAUCAGAUAUUUGAUGCUUUAUGCAAGCUUUCAGCUGAUUCAGAUGGCAACGUACAGAGUGCUGCUCACCUUUUAGAUAGGCUUGUGAAGGAUAUUGUUACUGAAAGUGACCAGUUCAGUAUUGAAGAAUUUAUCCCAUUGUUGAGAGAGCGCAUGAAUGUCCUGAAUCCUUAUGUUCGUCAGUUUUUGGUUGGAUGGAUAACCGUACUGGAUAGUGUUCCAGAUAUUGACAUGUUGGGUUUCCUCCCUGAUUUUCUUGAUGGUUUAUUUAAUAUGUUAAGUGAUUCUAGUCAUGAAAUAAGGCAACAAGCUGAUUCAGCACUUUCAGAGUUUCUUCAAGAGAUUAAAAACUCCCCAUCUGUAGAUUAUAGUCGCAUGGCUGAAAUACUGGUGCAACGGGCAGCUUCUCCUGAUGAAUUCACUCGGUUAACAGCUAUAACUUGGAUAAAUGAGUUUGUAAAGCUUGGUAGAGACCAGCUUGUUCCUUACUAUGCUGACAUACUGGGAGUCAUUCUCCCCUGCAUAUCUGAUAAAGAAGAGAAAAUUAGAGUAGUCGCUCGUGAAACCAAUGAGGAGCUUCGUGCAAUCAAGGCUGAUCCAGCAGAAACUUUUGAUGUGGGUGCCAUUCUCUCCAUCACAAGGAGGCAACUUGAUAGUGAGUGGGAGGCCACUAGAAUUGAAGCAUUGCACUGGAUAUCAACCCUUUUAAAUAGAUAUCGUGCUGAGGUCUUGUGUUUUCUAAAUGACAUAUUUGACACCCUUUUGAAAGCUCUAUCAGACUCUUCUGAUGAGGUGGUGCUCCUGGUUCUGGACAUCCAUGCAUGCAUAGCACAAGAUCCCCUAAACUUCCGCCAGCUUGUUGUUUUUCUGGUGUAUAAUUUCCGGGUUGAUCAUUCUCUUCUAGAGAGGCGUGGUGCUUUGAUAAUCCGUAGACUUUGUGUUCUCUUGGAUGCUGAAAGAGUCUACCGCGAGCUAUCCACCAUACUAGAGGGAGAAGCAGACCUGGAUUUUGCCUGCAUUAUGGUUCAGGCUUUGAAUUUAAUUCUACUCACUUCUUCUGAGCUGUCUGAGCUUCGUGGACUCUUGAAACAGUCACUGGUUAAUGCUGCUGGAAAAGAUUUGUUUGUUUCUUUGUAUGCUUCAUGGUGCCAUUCACCCAUGGCAAUCAUAAGUCUUUGUUUAUUAGCGCAGAUGUACCAGCAUGCAAGUGCUGUGACUCAAUCCCUGGUCGAGGAAGAUAUCAAUGCCAAAUUCUUAGUCCAGCUUGAUAAAUUGAUUCGCUUACUUGAAACUCCAAUCUUUGCUUAUAUCAGAUUGCAGCUUCUUGAACCAGGAAGAUAUAUAUGGUUGCUGAAAGCAUUGUAUGGUCUUCUAAUGCUACUUCCACAGAAAAGUUCUGCCUUCAAGAGAUUGCGAACACGUUUAAAAACUGUGCCACUGUGCUCGUUCAAUGGCGACCAAAUCAAACAAGCAUCAUCAGGCAAUCCAUACUCCCAAAUUUUAUGUCACAGUGGAUCACAAAUCAGCGAGGAUGGUGACAUAACCCAAGAUAAUGGGAAUUUACAGAAUGGAAUUAAUUUUGCUUCAAGGCUACAACAGUUCGAGCAAAUGCAGCGACAGCACCGUAUGCUUGCAAAAUCACAAGCACAAUCACGAAUCAGUUCUGCUUCAUUAUCAAAGGUGGAGCCAAAAGCAGAACCCUGGCGAAUUCCAACAUCAGAGGGAAACAGGCCUCUUUCAAGAUCAUCUAGGAGAGGUGUGGGGCAGUUUCAAAUUUAGUUGUCGUCGUCAUCUGCCGCCUGUUGAUAGUUCAAGGUCAAUUAUACCCAGAUCUCAAGAUGCAUGGGCUGCAGGUGAGAUCCGGAUCCUGAACACUGUAAAAUUGUAUACGAUGGUAGUUAGUUUCUUUUUUUUAAACACUUAGAGGUCGGGAUGGUGAAAGUUUGGGGGGGGGGGGUCAAUAUAAGCUUGGGUUUUUUUCUAAGCUAAUUGUUUUUGCCCCCUUUGUUAACAGGAUUUGACCAUGUGGUUCUGUUCUCAUAUUUUUAUUGAAAACCACAUGGAUUAGAGGGAUAUAAUGAAUGUAGAAAAUGCAGCUUUUUGGGUUUUUUUAGAAUCUGUUUAUCUUGUAAGGAUCUUAUAGAGUUAAGGGAUUAGGCUAAA